Mesorhabditis spiculigera is the source of this 747-nucleotide messenger RNA. NCBI's taxonomy places the organism in Eukaryota, Metazoa, Nematoda, Chromadorea, Rhabditida, Rhabditidae. The record is from the annotation of a GenBank genome assembly.
AUGCAUUGGCUGAGCGUGGGCGUGCUGGCCGUCUUGGCGUCGAGUGCGCUCGGCUGCCGCUACAAGGGCAACAGCUACGUCAACAACGAGACUUGGGAGGAAAAGGGCGCCUUCCGCAUGAAGUGCAUCAUUGAGUCGAACGGCUCGUGGAGGACGGAUGUGGUGGGAUGUCUGACGCCCGAUGGGGUUGAGGUACCCGUGAAGGGGAAGAAGUCUAUUGGGGAACACGAGUGGAGCUGCGAGCAAACCGCCGAUGGGCACAUCACCCUCAAGCAGGAGCUCGGCAAGAAUGCCGAUUGCCCGGGUGGACACAAGAGGGGCGACACGUGGACGGAGAAAUCGUUCGAAUUCCGCUGCGACGAGGGUGGCCAGCAAAAGUUUGUGGGCUGCGUGACGAACACGGGUGUCAAAAUUGCGAACGGGCAGAGCAAGGAGCUGCCCGGCGGCAUGGUCGUCGAGUGCAAGAUGUUCCCCAACGGAACCGUGUCAAUGAACGGCGUCGGCAAGAAGGCCGACGCGAACUGCGUCGACACCGAGGGCAAGCAGCACCGUGUUGGCGAAAAGUGGGUCCAGGGAAAACACUUCCAAAUGGAAUGCAAGCCGCACGGCGAGACCAAGAUGAGCGGCUGUGUACUGCCCGACGGCGGCGUGAUCGCUAUUGACUCGGUGCUGACGAAGGGCACAAUGGAAUACCACUGCGAAAUGAAGGGCGGCGCGCUGAAGUUCUACAGCAAGCCGAAGAACAAU